Bursaphelenchus okinawaensis is the source of this 3708-nucleotide messenger RNA. Lineage: Eukaryota; Metazoa; Nematoda; Chromadorea; Rhabditida; Aphelenchoididae. The record is from the annotation of a GenBank genome assembly.
AUGUCCCAGGUCUCAAAGAAUUUUUAUCAGGUAAGCCUUUAUCUUUAUUGUCAUAGUUAACAUAUUAUAAAAUUAAAUUAACUAUAAUAAGCCUUUUUUCACUUAAAAGAAGCUUUUAGCACCUUUUGUACCAAAUCUAUCAAGCCUUUUAGUAUUAACAUGACAAAGUUCUACGUCGUUUAAUACUAGUACGACAACUUUUUUUAGACUUUUUGUACUAUUAUAACAAGAUUUAAAGACUUUUGAAUAGUAUAGUGACCUUUUGUUUUAAAAACUAACCCAAGGAUAUAUAAAAGAUCAAGUUCUUUUUAUCAGUUUCUAAAUAAGUUUAGCCGUUUGAUUAAUGGCCAUCAAAUAAAUGGCCAUAGCAUCUGUCCAAAUCUCCUUUAGCGUAUUUCUAGUCGCUAAAGGAUUUAACUAUUUAUCAAGCUUGAAGGAAGUAGUACUAAUUUUAUAAAAAAGUAGCAGUAAAAUAAUUCACUUUAUUAAAAUGAAAAAGUAAUUUGUCAAAGAAAAUUAUUUGACUAAAACCUCAAAAAACUGAAAAAUAAUAAUUUUAGGUUGUAAAAUCCGCCCCAAAAGGUCGCUACAAGGGAAUUAAGCGUAACUACGAAGUCGAAGAUGUCCUCAAGCUUCGCGGAUCCUUCGAUAUUGAAUAUACGUUAGCUACACGCGGUGCCAACAAGCUAUGGCAACUUUUGCACACCGAGCCGUUCGUACCAGCUUUAGGUGCCCUUACUGGUAACCAAGCCGUUCAAAUGGUCCGUGCUGGCCUCAAAGCCAUUUACUUGUCCGGUUGGCAAGUGGCCGCUGAUGCCAACUCGGUUGGUGACAUGUACCCUGACCAAUCGUUGUACCCGGCUAACUCAGGCCCAGAAUUGGCCAAGAGAAUCAACAAGGCCUUGAGAAGAGCUGAUCAAAUUGAGUGUGUUGAGGCUGAAGAUUACCAGGCUCAACGUGACUGGUACGCUCCAAUCGUGGCUGACGCUGAAGCCGGUUUUGGUGGAGCUUUGAACUGUUUCGAACUCAUGAAGGCUUACAUUGAAUCUGGUGUAGCUGGUGUUCACUUUGAAGAUCAACUGGGAUCAGAAAAGAAGUGUGGUCACAUGGGUGGUAAAGUACUUAUCCCAACCUCACAACACAUCAAGCACUUAAAUGCUGCUCGUCUUGCUGCUGAUGUCUGUGGAGUACCAACCAUCAUUGUGGCCCGUACUGACGCUGAAUCAGCUCGUUUGUUGACCAGUGACAUUGAUGAAGCCGAUCACUUCCACAUUGACCGCUCAAAGCCACGAACUCCAGAAGGCUUCUUCCAACUGAAAGAAGAAACAGCCCUUCAAGCCUGUAUUCAACGUGCCAAAGCCUACGCUCCCUACACUGAUCUCAUCUGGAUGGAAACUUCUCAUCCUACCCUCGCCGAUGCCAAGGAAUUCGCUGAAGGAGUACGUCGUGACUACCCUGACCAGAUGUUCGCCUACAACUGCUCACCAUCGUUCAACUGGCGCAAGCAUUUACGCCAAUCAGAUAUGGAGAAGUUCCAACGUGAGUUGGGUGCCAUGGGCUUCAAAUACCAAUUCAUCACAUUGGCCGGCUUCCACGCCAACAACUUUGCCGUCUUUGAUUUGGCCAAGAACUACAAAGAGCGUGGAAUGGCCGCCUACUCCGAGCUUCAAGAAAAGGAAUUCGCCGCCGAAAACGUUGGCUACACGGCUGUCAAACAUCAACGUGAAGUCGGUACCGGAUACUUUGAUUACGUCGGUACUGCGGCUUCAGGUGGAAUUUCUUCGACUGCUGCCCUUAAGGGAUCAACAGAAGAAUCUCAAUUCCACACCGCUACCGCUCCAGCUGAUGAAGAUGAAAUUGUCACUAUCACUGCCCCAACCGAAGCCGGUGAUGAGAAGAUCUUGACUCCAGAUGCCACUCGCUUCUUGAAGGAUCUUCACCAGAAGUUCGAGCCAAAGAGAAGAAAGUUGUUGGCUCAAAGAAAGAUCUUGCAAGUAAGUAUUUAUAACAUAUUCUGAUUUAUUUUACUUUUGACUUGCCUUUUUGCCUAAAUUUCACUAUUUUAUUUUGUCAAAUUUUUUAUAAUUAAAAAAAAUUCAUUAUUAUACUGAAGAAGCCUCACCAAAAAUAAAAUUUUGCUCAUUUUACCUUGUUUUAGGCCCGCAUCGACUCUGGAGAAUGGUUCCCAGACUUCGACCCAGCCACAGCCGCUCUUCGCGAAGAUCUGUCAUGGAAGGGCGCUUCAAUCCCACAAGAUAUGAGCGACCGUCGUGUUGAAAUCACCGGCCCAACUGACCGUAAGAUGGUGAUCAAUGCCUUGAACUCCGGAGCUCGCGUCUUCAUGGCCGACUUCGAAGACUCCAACUCGCCAACCUGGAGAAACCAACUUGAAGGUCAAAUCAACUUGUACGAUGCCGUUCGUGGUAACAUUGAGUACACUCACCCAGCCACCAAGAAACGCUACGUCCUCGAAGACAAUACAGCCGUCCUGAACGUGCGCCCAAGAGGUUGGCACUUGCCUGAGAAGCACGUUAUCAUCAACAAGGAGCCAAUCAGUGGUUCGUUGUUCGAUUUCGGUCUCUACAUAUUCCACAACCACAAGGCCUUGCAAGAGAAGGGCUCGGCCCCAUAUUUCUACUUGCCAAAGCUCGAGAACGCUCAAGAAGCCGCGUUGUGGGCUGAAGUGUUCGCCUACACCGAAGAGAAACUCGGCAUUCCACACGGUACCAUCAGAUGUACCAUUUUGAACGAGCACUUGUUGGCUACAUUCCAAACUGACGAGAUUAUCCACGCCUUGAAGGACUACAUCAUUGGUGUCAACUUUGGCCGCUGGGACUACUUGUUCAGUUACAUCAAGGUCUUGCGCAACCACAGAAAACACUUGCUGCCCGACAGAUUCCAAUUGAGUAAGUUGCUGUAUUGAAAAUAAGACAUUUUUAGAGUUGUAAAAGGCAAUAAUUCGUUAAGCAAAGUUAAAUGAAAAUAUUAAUAUAUGAUGUAACCUUUUUAGCCAUGACCUCGCAAUUCAUGAGAACCUGUGCCCUCCACCUGAUCCAACGUUGCCAUCAACGUGGCAUCUUCGCCAUUGGAGGAAUGGCCGCCAACAUCCCAAUCAAGCACGAUGAAUCCGCCAACGCCAAAGCUUUUGCCGCCGUCCGCGCUGACAAGGAACGUGAAGCUACCGACGGUAACGACGGAUCUUGGGUAGCCCACCCUGGCCUCAUCCCAUUGGCCAUGGAAGUCUACAACAAUGUCAUGCCAGGACCAAACCAAAUUGAGAAACAGCUCACCGGCUUCCAAACUGAUGCCAAGGCCUUGACCGAAGUCCCCGAAGGCACUCGCACCGAGUUCGGCUUCAGACGCAACAUAUCCGUCACCUUAGGUUACUUGGACUCGUACCUCCGUGGUGUCGGAUGUGUACCAUUGUACAAUAUGAUGGAAGACUAUGCCACUUGUGAAGUGUCGAGAGCCUUGUUGUGGCAAUGGCUUCACCACGAUGCCAAGUUAGAAGACGGAAGAACCGUCGACCCCAACCUGAUCAAGCAGACCAUCAACGCUGAAACUGAACGACGAUUGAUCAGAGCCGGCUCCGUUGUUAACAGGAUCCCAGAAGCCGCCGAAUUGUUAGAAGCCUCAGUUCUGUCCAGCGAAUUCCCAGACUUCUUGUCCUUGGUGUCAUACGACAAGUUGGUCAGUGAUGGAAAGUGA